ACACCACGUGACAAAAUUGAAAGGUAAGAAAAAGCCGACCAAGUACAUUCCCUCCAUUCUUUUACUCUUUUCCCUCUAUACAAAUUCGGAUUUCUCAAGCUCCGCCAAAAAACACAAACAGCUCACUUUGUGAACUGCCUAUCUCAACCUCUCACCGCCGGUCGAAUCGAAUCAAACGAUGUCGUUCUCCGAUUUCCGGACACUGAACGUGGACUCCCUGGUAGAGUACAUAAAAACCGUCCCUUCUCUCUCUUCAAAGCUCGGUAACAAGCUCGACGGUUUGACCGUCAAAGAAGUCGGAGAUGGCAACCUUAAUUUCGUCUACAUCGUCAUCGGUUCCGCCGGUUCCCUCGUCAUCAAGCAGGCUGUACCGUACGUACGGUUGAUAGGGGAAUCAUGGCCGAUGACGAAGGAACGAGCAUACUAUGAAGCGUCGUCGUUGAAAGAGCACCGACGGUGGUGCCCUGAUCAUGUCCCCGAAGUUUAUCAUUUCGACCGUACGAUGUGUUUGAUCGGCAUGCGGUACUUGGAGCCUCCCCAUAUAAUCCUCAGGAAAGGCUUGGUUGCCGGAAUUGAGUAUCCACUGCUGGCCGAUCACAUGUCGGAAUUCAUGGCCAACACUCUUUUCCACACUUCUCUCCUUUUUCAUUCCACCACCGACCAUAAACGUGCUGUUGCUGAAUACUGUGGGAACGAGGGGAUAUGCAGGCUGACUGAGCAGGUUGUGUUCUCCGAUCCAUACAAAGUGUCUGAACAUAACCGUUGGACUUCCCCUUAUCUUGAUGCCGAGGCUGAGGCUAUUCGAGAGGAUAACGCUUUGAAGAUUGAAGUUGCUGAGUUGAAAUCCAAGUUCUGUGAGAGAGCCCAAGCUCUAAUUCAUGGAGAUCUUCACACUAGCUCUGUAAUGGUUACUAGUGACUCGACCCAAGUGAUAGAUUCUGAAUUUGCUUUUGUUGGACCAAUGGGUUAUGAUGUUGGGGCUUUUCUGGGAAACCUCAUUUUGGCUUAUUUUGCACAAGAUGGACAUGCUAAUGCUACCAACGAUCGCAAAAAAUACAAGGAGUGGAUAUUGAGGACAAUUGAAGAGAGUUGGAACCUUUUCCACAAGAAAUUCAUAGCCUUAUGGGAUAAACACAAGGAUGGUUCUGGUGAAGCAUACCUUUCUGCAAUUUAUAACAACCCUGAGCUUCAAAAUCUUAUACAAAACAAAUAUAUGGAAGAUCUUCUCCAUGACACACUUGGAUUCGGUUCUGCGAAAAUGAUAAGGAGAAUUGUUGGUGUUGCACAUGUUGAGGAUUUCGAAUCAAUUGCUGACCCCGGCAAGCGAGCUAACUGCGAAAGGCGAGCUCUCCAUUUGGCAAAGCUGCUUCUUAAGGAAAGGCGAAAAUUCAAGACCAUUGAUCAAGUCGUUUCAGUCAUUCGAUCCGCAGAUCCUUCCAUCCAGUAAUGUUGGCUUGUUAAUGAGCAAUAAUAUAGAUGGAGAUUGAGCUUGUAUAACUUCUUGGAAGAACUUCAGAACUUGAUUUGGAGUUAAAGCAAUAAAUCAAGUAGUUUGUCACUGAAUUAAUAACAGGGCCGAUCUCUGGGGUAAAAGAAAAUUGAUGAAUAAUCCCCCAAACAGAAAGGGAAUUUAGACUUAGUAAAAUCUCACACGAUUCGAUAAUACGAUACGAACUUAUAUGAUAAUUUAUGGGUUUGGGUUGAUGA
Molecule: messenger RNA, 1707 nt
Organism: Ziziphus jujuba (common jujube)
Lineage: Eukaryota; Viridiplantae; Streptophyta; Magnoliopsida; Rosales; Rhamnaceae
Product: methylthioribose kinase
Exons: 5
Coding region: 179-1447 (422 amino acids)
Molecular function (GO): S-methyl-5-thioribose kinase activity
Source: RefSeq, a predicted model, not a curated record